AUGGCCGUGGACUAUUCAUUAUACUUGGUGACGGAUUCCACCAUGAUUCCAAGCUCCUCCACAUUUCUCAAACAAGUGGAGGAUGCAGUGAACAAUGGAGUAACGUUAAUUCAAUUGAGGGAAAAGGAGAUAUCCACAUUGGACUUUAUUGAAAGGGCGAAAGAAGUCCACAAAUUGACAAAGCCUAAAAAUAUUCCUUUAAUCAUCAAUGAUAGAGUUGAUGUUGCAUUAGCUGUGGAUGCAGAGGGUGUUCAUGUAGGUCAAGACGAUAUGCCAGCAACAUUAGCGAGGAAAUUACUAGGACCAAACAAGAUACUUGGGGUCACUUGUUCCAAUCCUGAAGAAGUUAAACAAGUGGUUCGGGAGGGAGUUGCUGACUAUGUUGGAUUGGGUACCACAUUCGCCACAAAUACCAAAAAAGACGUGAAAACCCCAGGGGGUGUUGGUCCAAUUGGUAUACGGAAACAAAUGCAUGAAUUAAGCAAGGACAUUCGUUGUGUUGCAAUUGGCGGUAUAAAUCAUUCCAAUGCUAAUAGAGUUAUACAUCAAUGUCGCGUUGGCAAUAAACGUCUCGAUGGAAUUGCUGUUGUUUCAUGUAUUAUGGCAAGCGAAGAUGCUGCUGAAGCGACAAGAACACUCCGUGCUGAGUUGGAGUAUAUACCGGAUUGGGCAGUAACUAAAUUAUUCGAAAAAGACAUAUCCGUCCACUCUAUUAUUGAAAACAUGACUGGCCUGCACCCUUUAGUACAUCAUAUUACCAACAAUGUCGUCAAAAAUUUCAGUGCAAACGUGACAUUAGCGAUUGGCGCAUCACCAAUUAUGUCAGAGUUGCCAGAGGAGUUUGAAGAGUUUGCUUCAGGCAUUCCCAACAUUGGACUUGUGAUCAAUUUGGGCACCCCGAAUACCGAGCUAAUGAAAGUGUUCUCUAAAGCGUUGACUGUUUAUAACAGGUACAAUAAGCCCAUUGUAUUUGAUCCUGUUGCAUGUGGAGCUUCAAAGGCUAGACUUGAGAGCUGCAGGAAACUUUUGAACCAAGGUUUUGUAACCGUAAUCAAGGGUAAUGUCGGAGAAAUAAUGAGCAUAUGGAAGCUCACACCAUAUUAUUUAGAAGGUGGUGACGGUGAAAGCCAGAUGAGAGGUGUAGAUUCCAUUUCCAAUGCUCAGGAAGCUGAAGUUACGGAAAAAGGUUUUCAAGUUGCAAGUACCUUUGGUUGCACGGUUGUUAUCACUGGAAAACGUAACUACAUAUUAAGCAGCGACAAGAGAUCCGUGGUAGUCACUGGCGGAGACCCAGUAAUGGGUAGUAUAACAGGUACAGGUUGCUCCUUGGGAAGUACUAUUGCUGCGUUUUUAGCAGCUGAAAAGGCCAACCCAGCAGUUGGAGGCGAUGUUUGGAAAGCUACUGAGGUAGCUGUUAGAUUGUAUAACAGUGCAGGUGCAGAUGCAGCUCGCAAAUCACAAUCCCCAGGCUCAUUUAUGAUUACUUUUCUCGACAAGUUGAGUGAACUUUCGCAAAAUUUUGAAGCAAAGAAUACUUGA
This is a messenger RNA of Lodderomyces orthopsilosis Co 90-125, 1539 nucleotides long. It is a transcript of the gene THI6, whose product is annotated as bifunctional hydroxyethylthiazole kinase/thiamine-phosphate diphosphorylase. Bases 1 to 1539 code for a protein of 512 amino acids. Gene Ontology annotation, cellular component: cytoplasm. Gene Ontology annotation, molecular function: hydroxyethylthiazole kinase activity; thiamine-phosphate diphosphorylase activity; magnesium ion binding. Lineage: Eukaryota; Fungi; Ascomycota; Pichiomycetes; Serinales; Debaryomycetaceae. The record is from RefSeq and is a predicted model, not a curated record. Gene Ontology annotation, biological process: thiamine biosynthetic process. The transcript has a single exon.